Eruca vesicaria subsp. sativa (arugula) is the source of this 1312-nucleotide messenger RNA. The record is from the annotation of a GenBank genome assembly. Lineage: Eukaryota; Viridiplantae; Streptophyta; Magnoliopsida; Brassicales; Brassicaceae.
AUGGCGACCUCAAGCAUCAAGACUUUGCCACUAAUGGCUAUCCCUAGCUUCUCCAUUUGCCACAAGCUCCAGCCUCUCAAGGAAGAAGAAGGGCUAAGCCACGAGUUCUUAGACAUGUUGGACUCUCUUCCUAAGGAAAGAGGUUGGAGAACACGUCACCUUUACCUGUUCCAAGGGUUCUGGUGCCAAGCCAAGGAGAUUCAUGCCAUCAUGUCCUUUCAAAAACACUUCAAGCCUAUCCAAAACGAUGUUAUUCUCGCCACCAUACCAAAAUCCGGUACAACAUGGUUAAAAGCUUUAACGUUUGCCAUCCUUAACCGAAACCGGUUUGAUCCGGUAGUUUCUGACCACCACCCUCUCCUCACGUCAAACCCUCAUGACCUAGUUCCUUUCUUGGAGUACAAGCUUUACGCAAACGGAGAAGUUCCAGACCUCUCUGGUCUCGCUAGUCCAAGAACAUUCGCAACACACGUCCCGUUUGGUUCUCUCAAGGGCUCCAUCGAGGAACAAGGUGUGAAGGUUGUGUACUUGUGUCGGAACCCGUUCGACACGUUCAUCUCCUCGUGGCAUUUCAGCAACAGUGUGAAGUCAGAGUCAGUGAGUCCUGUCUCGUUGGAAGAAGGGUUUGAUCUGUACUGCAGGGGAGUGAUAGGGUUCGGACCGUUUUGGGAACACAUGUUGGGGUACUGGAAAGAGAGCUUGAAGAGACCAGAGAGAGUCUUGUUUUUAAAAUACGAAGAUCUGAAAGAAGACAUUGAGACUAACUUGAAGAAGCUUGCAAGUUUCUUGGGCGUUUCUUUCACUGAAGAAGAGGAAGGAAAGGGUGUUGUGAAGGCGAUAGCGGAUCUGUGUAGCUUCGAGAGUCUAAAGAAGUUGGAGGUGAACAAGUUAAACAAAUCGAUCAAGAACUUUGAGAAUAGGUACUUGUUUAGGAAAGGGGAAGUGAGUGACUGGAGAAACUAUCUGUCGCCUGUACAGGUGGAGAGGUUGUCUGCCUUGGUGGAUGAUAAGUUAGGUGGGUCUGGUCUCACUUUCAGGUACUGCUGAACAAGGCCAUGUGUUCACGUUUGUUUCAAUAAAUAUCAGUGUGAUUUGUCAUUAAUGUUUUCAUUUGUUUGUAUGUGUUAUGGUUCAUGUGUGAGUGUGUAUGACUGAAUAAAUAUCAGUGUGCUUUGCCAUUAUGUUUUCAUUUAUUUCGAAGUUUCUACUUCAUGUUUGUGUGUGAUUGAUGUCUCCUGAUAGUUUGAUACAACUAGAUCCUCUGUAUUCCUCGUCGCAUAACGAUCCAUGCUUAGUAUUUUCAGCUGUUUCA